Cucurbitaria berberidis CBS 394.84 is the source of this 2437-nucleotide messenger RNA. RefSeq names its product UPF0016-domain-containing protein. Gene Ontology annotation, biological process: Golgi calcium ion homeostasis; Golgi calcium ion transport; manganese ion transmembrane transport. Lineage: Eukaryota; Fungi; Ascomycota; Dothideomycetes; Pleosporales; Cucurbitariaceae. Gene Ontology annotation, molecular function: manganese ion transmembrane transporter activity; calcium ion transmembrane transporter activity. The transcript is spliced from 3 exons. Gene Ontology annotation, cellular component: fungal-type vacuole membrane; Golgi apparatus. The record is from RefSeq and is a predicted model, not a curated record. Bases 406 to 1983 code for a protein of 525 amino acids.
CGAAGCCUUUGAAAUACGAGAGUGUUUUGGGUGCAAAGACGGAACCUCGAGGCCCCCGUCAACUUGUCCACACCAUUCUCACACACUCUUUUACAGCAACCCCUUUAUUAGCGCCUGUGUGCCUGCGUGGCCCUCAAUAUAUUACGAAUCGCUUGCCUGCACGUACCCCUUGCGCGAAUCUCAGUAAUCCGCAUCCAACUUUGACACCGCAAACACCAGAGUUGCCCAUCACACACACCCGAGAGCAUAACCUUCGACGCAUGUGCCUACACACCUAACACCCCGACUGUGCUUGGGUUAUCAUCACGCCUUUGCAUCUAUCCGUUCCUUUGAUACCCUUAGAGUUGGCCAUUGUCGACUGUGAAGUUAUACCACACCCCGGCUCACAUUCCCAUCACCGUCACCAUGAGGUUACGGCAAUCACGGGUGCAUACCCUUCUACUUGUCCUCCCCGCGUUACGGGCCCUCGCUGCCUCGAUCCCAGUAGACACAACCGAUAAGCCUCUCGCACGAGCAGCUGUGCCCGCAUACGCCGACGUCAGCUCCCUUCCUGACCCUUCGCUCGCGCCCGCGGCUCCAGGCUCAAAAGGCACAAAGGAUGCGCCAGUGGAUGGACUCGAUGGGAAACCUCACGCGGGGCCAUACGUGGACGAUACCCCCACAUCACACGACAAGAAACCCAACGUCGUCGAGGAGCUGCGCCCGGGCAAAACGCCUGUUAGCUCACACAAAGAUUCAACAACGCUGGUAGGAGAGGACAGCGUGCUGGAUGGAGAUAAGAGUGUGAUGCAAGAUCCAAAUAGAAAACUGGCCACAGGCAGCACGGGAACGGAGGGCGGAGUUUCUGCAAAAGACAAGGAGCGUCUGGCACACGAGGAGAAAACAGGCGAGAAGAUGGAGAAAGUGCCAGAGUCGCCCAAGGAAGCCCCACCACUACCUCACGCCGACCAGAAGCAGCUGGGGGAUGUGCCGACCACAACCACUACCUCGCGUGUACUGGGUGCGGUUGGGCUGGAGAAACCCACCGGCCUCCCUGACACCCCUCAUGACGUCCCACAUCCUGUUCCAGGCUUGCACGAUGACACAGACCCGCUAGACACCAUACCCAAGACGAAGACACCCGCGUCGUCAAAACCCGAUGAGGACGUUGGCGGUGGUGUCAUUCAACCCUUCCACUCUUUCGUGCUCUCAUUUACUAUGAUUAUCUUCUCAGAGAUCGGAGAUAAGACCUUUCUUGUUGCUGCCCUCAUGGCUAUGCGACACCCCCGACUACUGGUCUUUUCGGCCGCUUUCUCCGCUUUGGUUGUCAUGACCGUCCUUUCUGCCGUCCUGGGCCACGCCGUUCCCGCGCUUCUCUCCGAACGCUUCACUCACUUCGCCGCCGCUGCCUUGUUCCUUGUUUUCGGUGUCAAGCUCAUUAGGGAGGGUCUUGCCAUGAGUCCUAAUGACGGUGUGGGUGAAGAGAUGCGGGAGGUCGAGCAGGAGCUUGAAGAAAAAGAGCAGCUUGCCCGCCACCAGAAAGGUCGUAGAACCUCGUCCAUUUCACCGUAUGCGCUCGAGUCCGGCCGCGUGCGACGCUCAAGAUCGAACUCACGGCUACCCGCACCAGCCCGUAGCCCUUCAACAUCGCCGGAUCGUUCCCCGUCACCGAACCGGUCCUCCGUAACUGGCGCCAUGGGUGGCCUAAACAACCUCUUUUCCUUGCUUCUCAGCCCUGCGUGGGUACAGACCUUCGUUAUGACUUUCCUUGGUGAAUGGGGUGACCGCAGCCAGAUCGCUACAGUUGCCAUGGCUGCUGGCUCUGACUACUGGUGGGUCACUGGAGGUGCUGUUGUCGGACACGGUCUUUGUACUGCAGGUGCUGUUAUUGGUGGCCGUGCCAUUGCUGGACGGAUCAGCAUGCGCAAUGUCACGCUUGGUGGUGCGAUUGCCUUCCUCGUCUUCGGCGUCAUCUAUUUACUCGAGGCCUUUUACCAUGAGUGAAUAUAGCAAAUCACAGCAUUGUACGGCGCUCUUGGUUGGUAGUUGGCUUGUUGAUGUAUAUGUUGUAAUUCAGUAUACACGCGAGCUCUGCAUGGGUUGACUCUUUCAAUGUAAUACUAACUGUACUCGUGGCUCGUUGUAGCACGCCCAAAAAAGUUCGCACAGGAGUUCAUGGAUUGCAUAGCAAGGGGUCUAUGAAAUAAGGAAGCGGUACAUCAUAGUAGAUCAUAGGCGUGGUUUCGCCACGAAUUGGUUUUAGCCAUCGUCUUCAAUUUAGACUUGAUGAACAAUUGAUGUGGUUCGAAACAACCCCGAUGCCCAAUUUGUGCAUGCUCAGUGUACUAUAUCAUUUCCGCCUUGCAGUCUAUUAUGAUUCCCAUUCUGCGUAUGAUCUUCCACACUCUUUUUUAAAUCUAAAACUGUUGCGCAAUGCGUUUCCGCUGGUGUUUGGGCG